Messenger RNA from Scaptodrosophila lebanonensis, 1345 nucleotides. RefSeq names its product senecionine N-oxygenase (gene Fmo-1). The record is from RefSeq and is a predicted model, not a curated record. Bases 41 to 1297 code for a protein of 418 amino acids. The transcript has 5 exons. Gene Ontology annotation, molecular function: NADP binding; flavin adenine dinucleotide binding; N,N-dimethylaniline monooxygenase activity. Lineage: Eukaryota; Metazoa; Arthropoda; Insecta; Diptera; Drosophilidae.
AAAUCGUUUUCAAUUCAAAAUUUGUUUGGAAUUUAAAAAAAUGGGUGUUAGUGUGUGCAUUAUUGGGGCUGGUACGGCGGGUCUUUGCUGUGCUCGUCAUGCAAAGGCGCACGAUUUGGAGCCUACGAUAUUUGAAGCUUCGAACUGUGUCGGAGGCACCUGGGUGUAUAAUGAAAAUGUUGGAACAAUUAAUGGAAUCGAUGUACAUAGCAGUAUGUAUGCUAAUUUAAGGUCUAAUUUACCGAAAGAGAUAAUGGGAUUUCCAGAUUUUAAAAUUGGAGAUGUCGCAGAAUCGUAUGUGCCUUCACAAAGCAUUUGCGAUUUUUUGAACCAGUAUGCUGAUUACUAUAAUAUACGACAGUAUAUAAAGUUCAAUUCAUAUGUGGUUAGAAUCUUAUAUAAGCAGAAAAAGUGGCAAGUAAUUGUGAAAGAUCUUUUGACAAGUAACGUUGAAAUACAUAAUUUUGACAAGAUAAUGGUAGCAAAUGGUCAUUACCAUACACCAAUGUAUGCGAAUAUUCCCAAUGCACACCUUUUUAAGGGAAACUAUCUGCAUAGUCAUGAUUUUCGAACCAGUGAUAUAUUUAAAGGUCAAUCCGUUUUGGUUAUUGGCGCAGGACCAAGUGGGAUGGACCUGGCAAAUAUAAUAUCGCAUUCCGCUCGUCGAGUUACACUUAGUCAUCAUUUAAAGGGAAUAUCAAAAACAAAGUUCUUUGACAACGUCUACCAAAAGUCUGAUGUGAAAGAAUUUGAUGAGAAGGGUGCCUAUUUUACAUCGGAUAACUCUUACGAAGAAUUUGAUACUAUAUUUUUCUGCACCGGAUAUAAAUAUGCUUUUCCCUUCCUCAGCGUGAAUUGUGGAAUAUUCGUUGAAGAUAAUUAUGUACAGGAACUUUACAAACAUUGCAUUAACAUACGGAACCCAUCAAUGGCAUUAAUUGGCUUGCCAUUUUAUGUCUGCGCUGCUCAAAUGAUGGACAUUCAAGCUCGGUUUGUAUUGAGUUACUUUUCUGGAAAUAAUAAGUUGCCAUCUACAGAGGAGAUGCUAGCUGAUACUGAUCUUGAAAUGAACAGACGCUGGAAAAAAGGACUUAAGAAGCGUCACGCCCACAUGCUCGGCCCCGAUCAGUUGCAUUAUUUCAACGACUUGGCAAAAACUGCUCAAAUAAAAACCAUUCCACCUGUCAUGACCAAAUUACACAAUGAAAGCAGUAAUUGCUUCAAUGAGAAUUUGCUAACAUUUCGCGAGGAUAUAUUUAAAUUAAUUGAUGAGGAAACUUUUAUAAAAAUAAAUUAGUCUAUUUUUAAAUAAAAUGUAUCUCUCUAAAUACGUUCUAUAUACAAA